GGGUAGCCUCCGCAUCCCGGGCCCCCGGCCCUGCCCUGCCGCCCCGCCGCCGGAGCGGUCACCGCCCGUUCCACCGUUCCUCCGCUGCCACCGCUGCCGGCACCAUGGGCAGUGAGCAGAGCUCCGAGGCCGAGAGCCGACCCAACGAUCUGAACUCCUCAGUGGCCCCUUCUCCAGCUAAGCAUCGAGCCAAGAUGGAUGACAUCGUGGUUGUCGCUCAGGGCUCCCAGGCCUCACGGAAUGUCAGCAACGACCCCGAUGUCAUCAAGCUGCAAGAGAUUCCAACCUUCCAGCCGCUUUUGAAAGGGUUACUGAGUGGCCAGACUUCCCCAACAAACACCAAACUGGAGAAACUGGAUUCUCAACAGGUGUUGCAGCUCUGCCUCCGCUAUCAGGACCACCUCCAUCAGUGUGCAGAGGCCGUUGCUUUUGAUCAGAACGCUUUGGUUAAACGAAUCAAAGAGAUGGAUCUGUCUGUAGAAACUCUCUUUAGCUUCAUGCAAGAGCGCCAGAAAAGAUACGCCAAGUACGCGGAGCAGAUCCAGAAGGUCAACGAGAUGUCAGCCAUCCUGCGCCGCAUCCAGAUGGGCAUCGACCAGACGGUGCCGCUGCUGGAGCGGCUCAACAGCUUGCUGCCCGAGGCGGAGCGCCUGGAGCCCUUCAGCAUGAAGCCCGACCGCGAGCUCCGGCUGUAGCGCGCGUGCGCUCGGGCCGGCGCCGCCAGGGCCCCGGGAUGCUGGGACCAAAGUCCCAGGAGGUGACCGAGGCCGUUGGAUCGCUGGUGCUCCCCGAGGGGGCGGGACGCAGCCCUGCUGCCCUGGACACCGCUUUCUUCCCCUCUGCAGAGCCAACCAGCCAAACCCACGCUCAGUGCUCACCGGAGUUGGAAGGUUUGAACUAUUGGGAAUUCUGUACAGAACUCUGCCUUGGGAAGUAUUUUUAUUUUGUUUAGGUUUUUUUUUUAAUUGACACUGUAUAUUAUCUAGUCUAGCUUGUGGAUUGAAAAGAAGAGAAAGGGAGAGAUAUUUUAAGAAGCUCUGUGUCCUUGAUGCCGUCGUGGUGUUUUUCUCAGUAGGCUGUCUGGGUUGUGGGCUAGAAACAUAAAGAACAAGUGUAACCCA
Molecule: messenger RNA, 1121 nt
Organism: Vicugna pacos (alpaca)
Lineage: Eukaryota; Metazoa; Chordata; Mammalia; Artiodactyla; Camelidae
Gene: BORCS5
Product: Bprotein-1 related complex subunit 5
Biological process (GO): lysosome localization; positive regulation of anterograde synaptic vesicle transport; organelle transport along microtubule
Cellular component (GO): BORC complex; synaptic vesicle membrane; cytoplasmic side of lysosomal membrane
Source: RefSeq, a predicted model, not a curated record